Molecule: messenger RNA, 996 nt
Organism: Onthophagus taurus
Lineage: Eukaryota; Metazoa; Arthropoda; Insecta; Coleoptera; Scarabaeidae
Source: RefSeq, a predicted model, not a curated record
AUGUCGAUUUAUUCUAAGGCAUGGAAAUGUGGUCUGGUGACUCCUGUUCCUAAAACGAAACCAGUUAAAGAGCUUAAAGAUUUGAGGCCUAUUACCAUCCUCACGGUUUUGUCUAAAGUGUUAGAGAAAAAUAUGGCGGAGCAACUAAGUUGGGAUUAUUUAAAGUCUAUGUGGAUGCUAAACUCGAUUGCACCACAAUUGGUCAAUGUAGCAGCUGAAGGCAGCGACAAUGAAACUAAGAAUGGCGAUAGCAUGUCAAUUUUUCUGCAACUCAAAGCCACUGCUUCGGCUGAUUUAGAAAUAACCAGCAGUCUUGUUAACCUCUUAGGAAUAGUACAAGUUGGUGUUGGUACUUGCAUAGUUAUUGAUGUUGAUGAAACUUCGAAGACUGAAAAUUCGGUGAUUGAUACUGUCACUGAGAUUUUGACCUUCAAUCCCUACGAGGAAUAUUUGGAGAGGAAGUGUGGGUUAAUGUACCGAAGACAAAAAUUGGAUAUGAAAAGCAAGGGAGCUAUAUUUAUGGGAUAUGCACAGAACACAAAAGGUUAUAGAGUAUAUUUAAUUGAUAAAGAAACUGUGACAAUAGAAAGUGUACCAGAAAGUGAAGAAAGCAACGUGAACAAGGAGACAGAAGAAAUUGUAAGAUUAGAUUUUGAAGUGGAAAACGUAAGUGAGGUAGAGGAGGAUGAAGAGGGAACAGAGGAAAAUGAAGAAGAAGAACGUGAAGAGAGAAAUGAAGUAGAAGACCGUGAAGAGGAAGAAGAAGGAGAAAAAUAUGGUGAUGCUUUACAAGAAGAAAAUGUAGAAGUUAAGAGAGAAGAGAGGCCUAAACAAGAAAUAAAGUUACCGAAUAAAUUUAAAGAUUAUGUCAGUUAUUUUACUGUUGAUCAGGACGAACCCAUAACAUACGAAGAAGCUAUAAACAGUGAGAACGAGUAUGAGUGGGAAAGGCCAAUAAAAAGUGAACUAAAAGCUUUAACAGAUAAUAAAACAUGG